Messenger RNA from Symbiodinium necroappetens, 237 nucleotides. The record is from the annotation of a GenBank genome assembly. Lineage: Eukaryota; Dinophyceae; Suessiales; Symbiodiniaceae.
GUACUUGCUGAAGGUGCUGGAUGCCAUCUGGAAGAACAUCAGCGAGGCCAUCGGCGUGAUCCUUGUGUACUUUGGACGCGUCCUCUUCCUGGGAGGAAAGUACGACCCCACCGUCUUCAAUGCCGGUGUCACCGUUGUCCUGGCUUGCAUUGCCUACGUCCUCUCCAAGGAGGGCAAAGCCAAGAAGAGCGAUGUUGGCGACGAUCUCAACCCCGCAAUGUACCCGGACCUCACGAC